AUCCGCUGAUCCAGAGUUCGGAAACCAGACAACAAGCUUUCUUUAACUUGGAACACAACAACAAACAUGGAUUCCAUUUACAAUGUGUACUGGAACGAAGGUUUCUGGCUUCCAAAAGGCGUUACAUGGAAGCAGUUGGAGAACAAACCCGAUUCAGAUGUGUACCUGCCCCAGGCAUCGGACAUGACAUGGUCUCUGCCAAUUGGACUGCUGAUUUUCGCGUUUCGUUUCGUGUUUGAAAGUUACAUCAUGACACCGCUUGGUUACUCAUUGGGUGUGAAAAGAAAGAAGAUAUUGACCAAGGAUCUUAACCCUAUCUUGGAAGAAUAUUCAAAACAGAAUGGAAAUGUCAUGAAACGCAAUGCCAUGGAGAUCUCCAAAGAUACAGAUGUGUCUGUUAGAGACGUGGAGCGUUGGCUCAGGGAUCGCAGGGUCAACACACGACCCAGUGACAUACGCAAGUUCAAUGAAUGCGGAAUCAGAUGGUGACAUUCAAUAGGU
Molecule: messenger RNA, 501 nt
Organism: Dreissena polymorpha
Lineage: Eukaryota; Metazoa; Mollusca; Bivalvia; Myida; Dreissenidae
Product: ceramide synthase 2-like
Exons: 4
Coding region: 67-489 (140 amino acids)
Biological process (GO): ceramide biosynthetic process
Molecular function (GO): sphingosine N-acyltransferase activity
Source: RefSeq, a predicted model, not a curated record